UCCAAUUCUGCUCGAAUCCCAGAUGAAAAUCAAGAGAUUAUUAUCAGUUCCCAUAUUUUCUGUGCUAUCGUUGAUAGGUUUUGUGUAUUACAUUACGGUGUUCAUUUUCAUCGAGGAUUGGAUUGGUUUGUUCACCUCUCCCGGUUUGAUUAGCUCUUUGAUUUUCACUUACUUGGCUUCGCUCUGCCUUUUUUCUUUGGCCGUUUGUGUUCUCACCGACGCAGGUCCUGUUCCAUCUUCCUAUUUGCCUGAUGUUGAAGAAAAUGCCGGCUCGGAUCACGAUGCCAAGAUUUCCGCUUUACAGGUAAGGCAUUGUGAAAAAUGUAGCACCUACAAGCCUCCAAGGACCCAUCAUUGUCGAGUCUGCAGAAAGUGUGUUCUGAGGAUGGAUCAUCAUUGUUUGUGGAUAAAUAACUGUGUUGGUUAUUGGAACUACAAGUCCUUUUUCGUCCUUGUCUCGUACGGGACUUUGGCAAGCUUAUAUUCCACUUUCAUCAUUAUGAGAUGUGCAUUUCAGAAGAACUGGAAUUUUGAGGGAAUGCUUUCUGUAAAUAUUUUCUAUGUUAUUUGUGCAGUGAUGAUGAUCUCCUUGAGCUCAACGCUCGGAACUCUUCUGGGCUGGCAUAUCUACCUCAUCGUUCGAAAUAUGACGACUAUAGAGUAUUACGAAGGAAUACGUGCAGCAUGGUUGGCUAGAAAGUCUGGACAGAGCUAUCAGCACCCGUUCGACGUCGGUGCUUAUAAAAACAUGACCUUGAUCUUAGGUCCAAACAUUCUGAAAUGGGCAUGGCCUACUUCAGCCAGCCAUCUAAAAGAUGGACUCAGUUUCCCGACUUUGCGCGAUAGUUCGUGAACAGGUUCGGCCGAGCCGAGCUGAUCCGAUCCGCCUUCUGUUUCAGUGUUGUUCUGAAUUUGUUUGAAGAAUACUCCAAUGCCAAGCAACACUGCAGUUUCUCUUCACUUCACUCAUCUGGCUAGAAAGGCAUAAAAAGGAAGAAACAAGGUAAACUUUGCAUACACUUGCAAUUCUGUAUUUAAAGAAGAAAUUUGAUGUAGAGCUCUGUUCUCAAAUAUACCAUUUUCAAGCUUUGUGAAUUUCGAACUGAUGUAAAUUCGUCGUAUUUUCAUUUUUUUUA
Molecule: messenger RNA, 1136 nt
Organism: Cucurbita pepo subsp. pepo (vegetable marrow)
Lineage: Eukaryota; Viridiplantae; Streptophyta; Magnoliopsida; Cucurbitales; Cucurbitaceae
Product: DHHC-type zinc finger family protein
Molecular function (GO): palmitoyltransferase activity
Source: RefSeq, a predicted model, not a curated record